AUGGACUUGGCUGUCCACGGCCUACACAUGGUCGACUCGUCCCAUCUCUAUCCCGGGUACAAGCCAAGACGAAGGAACGUUGCUGCCCCCCACUAUCAAGUUCAUCAAGGAUCAGCAAAUAAGAUGUCGUCGUCGUCGUCGUCGUCGUCGUCGUCGUCGUCGUCAACACCAUUCCCAUCACCGACACAACUUCCUCCUCCUCCUCCGUCCUGGAUGAACAAUCCGUCAGAUUUAAAUUCUUCCUCCCCCUCUGAGAAAGUCCCGAGGAGAUGGGGGGUGCAGUCCUACCCGAGUUUGAAGCAACGGGUACGUGAGGAACGGGAUGUAAAGGAUGUACGGAGGUUUCCGGGUGCCAAGGGGGGAAGGAUGGAUAGUGCUCGGCUUCAAAUUGGGAGUGGGUACAACGAUGAAGAUGGAGAUGUUGAGAUGGUAGACAUGGAUGUAUCGUCGGGUAGUGGGAGUCACUAUAACUGGAAGGAUGCACGGGAAUUUGAGAGGGGGUAUGAUGGGGAUACGGAGAUGGGGGAUGCGCACAUGCCGCCGCUACCACGGCUGUCGUUGUCGUCAUCGCAUGAGGUAAAGGAGGCAAAGGAGGCAAGUUGUUUUGGAAGUAAUGGAAGUAAUGGUGGCUUUGGGGGGAGGAGGAAGGGGAGUGAAAUGCCGGUGAAUAAGAAGAGGGCGAGAUGCAGUGAUCAAAUGGAUGAAGAAGAGGAAAAGGGAGAAUAUAAGCGAAUGAGGAGCUCGUAUAACAAUCUUGGGGACAGAUUCCGUAGGUAG
Neurospora crassa OR74A is the source of this 777-nucleotide messenger RNA. RefSeq lists its product as hypothetical. The record is from RefSeq and is a predicted model, not a curated record. The transcript has 3 exons. NCBI's taxonomy places the organism in Eukaryota, Fungi, Ascomycota, Sordariomycetes, Sordariales, Sordariaceae. Bases 1 to 777 code for a protein of 258 amino acids.